Messenger RNA from Dictyostelium purpureum, 5571 nucleotides. RefSeq lists its product as uncharacterized. The record is from RefSeq and is a predicted model, not a curated record. Gene Ontology annotation, cellular component: nucleolus. Gene Ontology annotation, biological process: ribosome biogenesis. The transcript has 4 exons. Lineage: Eukaryota; Evosea; Eumycetozoa; Dictyosteliales; Dictyosteliaceae. Bases 1 to 5571 code for a protein of 1856 amino acids.
AUGAAAACAUCAAAAAAUAAUAUUAGUAAUAAUUCAUCAUCUAAAAAAAGAAAAGAAAUCACCGAACAACAAAAUAACGAAAAUAAAAAAGUAAAAAUAAUAAAUAAUGAGCCAGUAACCAGUAAACAAAACACAGAAUUUACAAUCAAUAAUAAAGAUAUUAAUGACCUUUUAAGUGUUUUAAAUACUUCAUCAAAUAAUAUCAAUGGCAAUAGUAGUAAUACUUCAGUUAAUGUAUCAACAUGGGAUGGUGUAUCUCCAAUUGAAAAUUUAACAGUCGGGGAAUUAAUUUCAUCACUCAAUGGUAGACAACAUCAACUUAGAAUCAUUGUUGCAGAGUAUAUGAAUUCUUUGAACAGAUUAAUAGGGUUUACAGAAAAAACACCAUAUCUUUUAAACUGGGUAUUGGAUAAUUUAUCAAAAUCAUUUAUUAAUUGGAAACAACCAGAAAAAGCCGAUCAGCUUGUUCAAAAAGGUUUAGAGCCAUUAUGUUUUGAAGAAAGAUAUUGGGAGCUUUUAAAAACUUUAGUUAAUAAACAAAUUAUCUUACAAGAACAAAAAAAAGAUCAACAAGAACACGAAAAGAAACAAGACGAACAAAAUAAUACUGAGGUAUCAAAUUCCUCAACCUCAACUGCAGCCUCAUCAGUUAAAUUAUCAAACGACUACUUGCAAUUUAUUUUUGAAAUUAUUUUAAAUAGUAUUAGAAAUAUUGACCCAAAAUUAAAUAGUUGCAUCAAUGAUGGCACUGAGUUAGCUACUACUUCCGCCACAUCAAAGAAAAAGAAAAAUAUUAAUAUUGCCUAUCAAGUUACAACAUCACCACCACCACCAAUUAAAUUAUUAGAAUCUUCAAAAACUAUAAUUAAACAGUUUAUUAAAAUCUAUUCUAGUGACGAGUUAAUGAAAGAGAUACCAGUUUUUUUAGAGAACUCAAUACCGUUAUUUAUAAAAUAUAUUAGAGGUUUAGAAAUGAAAGAUAAACAAGAACAAAAUCAAACUAUAGAGUCAAUUUUAGAUUUAUUCAACACAUUAUUCCAAUACCUUUUAGUUCAAAUUAAAUUGGGUAUUCAUUACAAGUUAAUUUUUUCCACAGUCUUAUCAUCACUAUUACCACACAUUCUCACUUUAGAAAAUACUUUAUUUAAUAUUCAGUCAUUAUUCCCAUUCAAAACAGUUAUUAGGGAGCUUAGCGAAGCCAUAUUAGAGUUUAUUAAAUGGAGUCUUUAUCAUCCAGAAUCACAUUGGGAUUCAUACCCAUACUUUUUAUUUUCCGACUGGUUAAAGAAAAUUAAUAAAGAGGAUAAAAAGGAUACUGUAUCAAAAGAUUCAAAAAGUAAAACAAAAUCAAAAGAAGAAAAGCAACCAUCAAAAAAAGAAGAAAAAGAAAAAGAAAAAGAAUCUGAUACUAUGUUCCAACCACAAUUAAUUUUAGAACGUUUAUCACAAUUAAUUAAUAACGAAGUAUCUGGUAAUAAUAGUAAAAUAAUUUGUUAUAAAUCAAAUGAAAAUAUUAGUUUAAUAGUUUUAAAUUCAUUAGAUAAAUUUUUAAAUUCAUUUAUUGAAUCAUAUAAUUCAUAUGGAUACAGACAUUUCAAAGAUAUAAAUCAAUGGUACGAAGGAAACCAUAAGGAUGAAAAAUUUAUUGAAUUUGCUUAUUUCAGAAGGUUAUUUAAUCUUUUUACACCAAAUUUAUUAUCAAAUAAUCCAGUAUACUAUGAAUCAGCUUCAAAACUUUUAGAUCAAAUUUCAAUUCUUAAUAUUUUCCAUAUUAGCAAUCGUUACCAAGUCGACUAUCUUUCAAAUUCGAUUGCAAAACCAUAUUAUUCAUUUUUAUCAAAUAAAUCAACUUUAAGUAAAGGUAAAAAACAACCAGAAGAACAACCAAACGAAGUUUUAAUAGGUGGUGUUUAUAAAUGCUUGACCUCUUUAGUCAAAGUUAGCAAUACUAUAAUAUCAUCAAAAUUAAAGGAUGUAAUUUUACCCAAUAUAUGGUCAUCACCGGAAACUGCCAAGGAGGAACCAAGAUCAGAGUUAUUAAUUUCAAUUUUCGAUAGUUAUUUUGAAAUUCGUCAAAUUGAUACCCUUUUAACUUUAUUAUUCCAAUCUUUAAUCAACUCACAAAUUCGUACAUUCAAUAAGAAAUCACUUUCAAAUAAAUUUAUUGCACAUUUAAAGAAGUUGUUUGCAAAUCUCCCAUUUGGUCAAGUACCUAUCAUCUGGAAUUUGUUUUUAGAGGAAUGGAAGUCAUAUUAUGUUACACAACUUAACGAGUUUGAUCCAGAGUUUGCUGACCCAACUUUUUCAAAUCGUCUUGAGAAUUUUAUUAAACUAUGGUCAACCUUUUUAGAUAGUAUUUCAAUUUCAUCUUUUGUUUACAAAAUGAUUUUGCAGUUAUUACCAAAUACUUAUCAGUCAAUCGUUGACCCAAUUUUAAAUGAAAUUAGUAAAAAGAAUAACCCUGAUGGAGUUAAAGGUGAGAAUUUAUUAUUAUUAUUAAACCUCUACUCUAGUUUCCUUCAAGUCCAUUCAUUCAUUCAUCGUCAAACUAUUGUAGAUAAAUCAAGUAAAUUAAAUGGUGAAAAUGAUUAUGGAUAUCAUCCACAGCAAUUUUACUAUUAUAAACUAUGCGAAGAAGAAUUGGAGUUUAGCAAAGUAAUAGAGUUUAUUUCAAAUCAGUAUCUUGGUUCAGAAGAUUUUACAACUAGAGCAAUUGUAUCAAAAAUUUUAAUACAAAGAGUUCAACAAUUACAUUCAAUUCUCUCAUCAGUUUCUAUUACUCAUUAUAAAAGAAAGUCAUCAUUAUCACAAAGUAGUCCAAAUUCAAUGUUCCAAUCAUCAGAUGGCAAAAUUAAAUCAAUUUCCUCUUUAGAUAGCGACCAAUUCACUCCAAAAGAUAUCGAAAGUGAAUUAUUCGAAAUCAUCUAUUAUUUAUUAAAUUCUUUUAUUAAAUUGGUUUCAAAUAAUGAUUUAUUAUUUACCACCUACAAUCAAGAAGGCGAAAGUAACACCAACUUAUCUUUAGCAAUCAUUCAAAGUAAAUUAUUAAUCAAUAAUAUUAGUACUUGGUGCGAAUAUUCAACAGUCGAAAAUAUUCAAAAUAUUCUUAAGUUUAUUAUUUCACCACCCCAAGUUAUAAAAACUAUAGAUACACCACAAUCAUCAACAAAUAAUAAUAUUUCAGUUUAUAGCCUAUUCCAAAAUCUAUUAUCAAAUCCAUUGUUUUUCGAAUUAAAAAUUUUCCAACAUAAUUUCCCAAUUGUUUUAUGUCAAAUGGAACGUGAUAUAAUUACUAAAGAGUUAAUAAAAUCAAAUAAAUUGUUUGAAAAAGUAACAGAGAUUUUUAAUGAUGUUCAAGAUAGAUUAGUCAACUCAACCCUGUUAACUCCAAGUAACACAUCUUAUGCAGAAAUAAUUACAGAAAUUCAAGAUUGCUUUUCAAAGAAAAUUAGUGUUAAAGAUUUCAAUAUAUCAGACCCAAAUAAAUGGGAAAGGUUAACAUGGUUAGUUUCUAUGGCACCUAGUUUCCAUCCACUUUAUAUUCCAAUCGAAUUAAUCGGUCCAUUAGUCCUCUCAUCAAUUGCAAUUAAUCAUAUUAGUGUAAUUUUAUUAAAACAACCAGAUGGAACUAUUAGUAAUAAUAACAAUAGUUUGGAUUAUAUUUAUAGAUUAAUUUUAUCAUCAAGAAGGUUUAUUAAAUUUUGUUUUGAAAAAGAUCAAUCAAGAUUAGUACAAAUUAUUCCAAUGAAUAUUUGGAUCGAUUUAAUUUUUAGCUCUAGAAUGUUUGAACCAGUCGAUAUUAAAUAUCCAAUCCUUUUCACAAGUUUAGAAAUUCAAAACCAUUAUGACAAUGAACUAUGGAAGCAUUCACCAAUGGAGCUCAUUAAAUUAACAGAUAAGAUUAUGAAUAGAAAGACCCCAAUAAUGGAAUCACCAACACAAAACAGCAACAAAAAUAUCACAAACUCUGAUAUUUCAACAAUAAAACCAUACUUAAUUGCAGGAAUUCUUAAAUCAAUUUCCCAGUCUACUGCAAAUAGUGGUGUUUCAUCCAAACAAUCUGCUGACUUUUUACCACCAGACCUCCAAUCAAUUAUUAAAAACGUAGAGCCAGAUAUCAACUCCUUCUUUGAAAAAAUGUUCAAAAGUUGUGUGGAUAAUCCAACACCACAAGUUAUUGUACCAUUUUUAACCCAAUACCAAGCUGAAUUCUCAUUGUUGGUAUAUCACCUUUGGUACCAAUUACAGUUUAAUCAAACCGAUAGUGAAUCACUUUCAAAACUUUUAAUUACAGUUUCAUUAGCUGGCGUUUUCAUUAGUAGCCUUGAUCAAGAGACAAUACAUCAACACUCUUUAAUCAUUCAAAAUGCAAUCAUUUCAUUAUUAGACCUCUUUUCUAGAUGGCAUAGUAAAUUAUUAUCAACUGGUUCAAGGGAUAAACAAUUAGUCAUUUCAGCAGAAUCACUAGUAAUGGACUCUAUUCAUGUUCUUUCGUUAUUAAUUAAAAUGCUUUCAUUCUAUCCAGAGGAUUCAAAGCUUCAUAAAUCAAUCGCAACAGUUAUAAUUCAAUUCUUCCAAUUAGAUAAUCAUCUUGGUAAUCUCUUAAACUCGAUUAUAAUCUUGAUGAAAUCUGAUAUUGAAAAAAUUCAAUACCAUUCCUUUAAUCUUUUAAAUUAUUUCAUCGUUUCAAUUAUCGGUACCAAACGUAUAAACUUAUUAAAGAAUCCAAUUAAAGUAAUAACACCAAUUGUAAACAUUAUAAAUCAAGCCAAUUCAGAACCAUUAAUAGUAUUGGGUUUAAAUCUAUUAUCAAAGAUCAUGUCAAUUAAUACCAUCGAUUUAAAUGGUGAUAGUAUUCCAUUAAUUUUAAGUUCAAUGAGUAAUUUCUCAAGUCCAUUUAUUUAUUCAAUUCCAACUAAACCAAUCCAUAGCUUCCAUACCGAACCAAUUUCCAAUUAUCCAAUGACAUUAUUUGUUAAAGAAGAUGGAGCCAAUAAUUUUAACAAAGGUUUAAAGCCAAAUAUUAUUACAGUUUCAAUUUUAAAUUCCGUUUAUAGAUUACUUUAUAUUAUAUUAAAAUACAGAAACAAUGAACUAUCUAAAUAUAUUUCCUCUUUUGUUUCAUGUUUAAGAUUUUUAUUAUAUUCAAUUUCUAAUGAAUCAAAUAAAUCAUUAAUAAACAAUGAUAAAUCAGUUAAAAAAGUUGGAAGAUUAUUAGAGGUAUUUAGCGCAAAUAAAAAUCAUGAAUUAUAUUUCCAAUACUUGGUUAUAGAUUAUAUCCAAUUAGUUAGAUAUUCAACCACUGCAAUUAAUACAACUACCGCUACAACCUCAAGCAAUUUAGGCAACUCCAUUAUUAAUAGUCUCAGUAAUAAGAAGCAGUUUGUUGGUCCAAAUUAUCACUUGUCUGUCGAAAUGAGAAAUUUAUUAUUACCAGGUAUUUUCUCUUUAAUCGAAAAAUCAGAUUCAAAUUCAAAGAACGAGCUAUUCCAAUCAUUAGAGGAUACCGGCAGAGGAAUUUUCCAAAAUAUUAUUUCACAAUAUCAAUCAUAUAAGUAUACUGGUAAAUAA